GAAUUUGAAUCCGGAGAAUAAUGACACUUCUGCCUGGAGCUGUCAUGUUGCAAAAGCAUAAGGUCAAUCCAGGGCGACCCUUUACCUAGGAAGAAUGCGGAACAGCGGGGAGGGACUGGGAUAGGGGGAGGCAGCCUGGCAGGGAUGGGAGGGAAUUGGGAAGUGCAGCGGAGCGCUUUGCUUGGCCAUUUCGCUAGCAGGCUGCAAUGUUAUUGAAGGGGUAUUGAGCGAAAGGGAGGACGUUCCUCCAAACUGGUGUCUUGUGUGAGGGUCUUUCUCAGUAACAGGCCAGCCCUCAUUCAUUCCUCCUCCCCGCCGUCUCCCCUCCCCUGUGUUCUCUUCCUCCCCCUCCUCAACCACCUUCUGGGCUCGCACUGCCUGCGCCUCUCUUCCCGGGAGCUGGGAACAUUCACGGCUGAGGGGAGACAGGAGGAAGGGAGCACUUACCGGGGGACACGUGGAGCGGGCAGGUGUUUCAGACCGAACUUUGGUGCCUGCUUUUGAGGUGGGAUCCGAAAAUAAAUCUCGAGAGCGGGAUCUGAAUACAGGAAUCGUGCCUGAAGGGGAUCGGGGAGUGCUGAAAGGAGAUCAGAGAGAAUUCGGACUGAAAACGCAGCAGAGGAGGAAGAAGUUAAAGAGAAAGGCAAUCCGGCCCAACCAGGGCACCGCGACUUCAGCGUCCACCGGGGGCACCUGACGGACGGGGGGGAACUGAAGGACGCGGGCUCGUUGGGGAGAGACCUUUCGCCUGUUUUUGCAGGAGGUCACCGCAGUCUGGUACAGCAAGAGCCUGCUGGGCGCACGUACCCAUCUUACACCCGGCGGGUGGUGGGGGCAGAGUAGAGCCAGCGGGGGUACAGGGUAUCUGCCACCUGUUGGACUUAGUGCUAGAGAGCCACACUGGCUGGACACUGCGUGAAUCCUGUGUGUUCCUUUGGAUGUUUCUGAAGCGAUCGAAUUUAGCGUUAUCUCCUUGCAUCUGGAUUUGGUGACUGACAAAUUACUUUUGUGCUGUAACUGAGGGAUGUACGCGGGGACUUGCUCCAGUUCCCAUGGGCAGAGAGUGCCCGUAUCACAGAGUGUCUCUGCUGUGUGCUUUUCCCCUGGAUACAAAGGUGCUAUACUGGUCUAAGCCAGAGCUAUGCAUCCUGACCCACGGCCCUGGCAUCCACUGCUUUGUUUCCUAGUGUUGGUUGUUUCCACAUCUGCUAAUUCAGAUGUGACUCCUCACUUUACAUCUGAGCCACUCUCCACUGUCCAGAAGCUUGGAGGCCCUGUUACACUUCUAUGUACUGCAGAGCCACCCUGGGCUCAUAUAUCAUGGCUAUUUAAUGGUGAAUUGUUGGAACGAAUUUCAUCCCAAGGUGUGGAUAUUCAGUCAGGGCAUCUUACCAUCCCAUCCCUUGGCACUGCUCACAUUGGACAGUAUCAGUGCAUUGCCAGCACCUCUGUAGGAGCCAUUCUCAGCAGGCCUGCAACAGUAUCUGUGGCAUAUCUGAAUGACUUUGAAACCACAAUAGGGCACAGUGUGACAGCAGAAGAAGGAAGCAGUGAAUUUAUUGGAUGUAAAAUACCAGAGAGUAACCCUAAAGCUCAUGUUCGGUACAAAGUGAGAGGAAAGUGGCUAAAAGAAUCCUCCGUAGACAAGUACUUGAUUCUUCCUUCUGGAAAUUUGCAUAUUCUCAAUGUGUCAUUGGAGGAUCGAGGGACCUAUAGAUGUGCAGCCUACAACCCAGUUACUCAUGAACUCAAGCCUAAUCCCAGCACUGUCAAGCUGUCCGUUAACCGUUCGCCUCAAGUUGACUCUCACAUUCUACACCCUGUUAUUGCACAGACUGUUUUGGUACAGAUUCAUGACCCUUUAACUCUUGAAUGUGUGGUUGGAGGAGUGCCAAACCAUUCGCAAGUAUAUUGGUACAAAGGUGGGAAAGAGGCUGAGGCUUAUGGAAGAAGAAAACUGUUGCAUACUCACCUGGUGAUAGAGCAGGUUCAACGAUCAGAUGCUGGCAACUACUCCUGCGUUUUUGAUAAUGGAUCUGGAGUAUUCCAACGUGUUAAUUACACACUCACUGUUUUAGAACCACCUUCAAUUUCCCAAAAAAAUGAGGAUCAGUCAUUAAUCAUGGGCAGCAAUGUAAGAUUUAGCUGCGAAUCACGCGGUAACCCUUCUCCAAAUAUAACAUGGUUUCACAACGCUGUUCAAAUUCAUCCUUCAGCCCAUCACCAAAUAUCUGGAAACAAACUACGUAUCACCAAUCUUAUCGCUGAGGAUUCUGGGAUUUAUCAGUGUUUUGCAAACAAUGGAGUUGGUUCAGCACAAGUAUCACAAAGGCUUACUGUUAAAUCUGAAACUUGGUCCAAACCAGUAAUCGUGUCACCACCCACUAGCAUCAGAGUGGCAAAUGGCGAUUUGGUUACCUUGACUUGCAAUGCCACUGGAAUUCCCACACCAACCAUCCGCUGGUAUGACAGCCAUGGACCUAUCAGCAGUCACCCUUCUCAGGUCCUGCGCUCCAAACCCCGGAAGGCAUUAAUGUCAAAGAUUGGAAACCUUGGUCUGCAUCAAGAUCCUGUACACUUAAUCAUGUCCCAAGCUGGUUCCAGCUCUUUGUACAUCAGGGCUAUUACUGUGCAGCAUUCUGGGAAAUAUACAUGUGAAGCAACAAAUGAAUUUGGCUCAGCCCAUGCAGAUGCUUUCUUGACAGUUGUUCCUUAUGAAAUGAGCACCAAACCUGAAGACAUCACUCCACUAGACCUGACUCAGAGUGAUGAGGGAGACUAUGACUCGGAAACCAGGGCUCCGAGUCACUCACAGCUAAAUGAACAUGAACCGGAAUCUCGAGUUACAGAAAAGCCUUAUAGCGGGGCAUCAUUGCCUGAAGCCCCUAUUAUUCUCAGCCCACCACAGACCACUAAGCCAGACAUGUAUAACUUGAUGUGGAGAUCCGGAAAAGACGGUGGGCUUCCCAUUAAUGCAUACUUUGUGCGUUAUCGCAAGCUAGAUGAUGAUGGAAACAUGGUUGGUAAUUGGAACUCUAUCCGAGUUCCAGCUAGUGAAAAUGAGUUCCCGCUCACUGAACUGGAAUCUUCUAGCCUCUAUGAAGUUCUUAUGGUGGCAAGAAAUGCAGCCGGGGAAGGCCAGCCAGCAAUGCUUACCUUCAGAACCAGUAAAGAAAGAAGUUCAUCUUCAAAAAACACGCAAGCCCCAUUCCCUCCUAUUGGGGACAACAAACAGACUGUUAUUCAUGGGGUGUCCAACUCUAAUUUUGGCUUGGUACCCAUGGACCCAUCUCGACACAGUGGAGUUCCUGAAGCUCCUGACCGCCCUACCAUUUCUACUGCUUCUGAGACAUCGGUGUAUGUCACCUGGAUUCCGAGGGCCAAUGGAGGAUCACCUAUUACCUCUUUUAAAGUAGAGUACAAGCGCACAGGAGGACACUGGAAUACUGCAUCUGAGAAUAUACCCCCCUCCAAGCUUUCUGUGGAAGUUUCCAACCUAGAGCCAGGUGGAUUGUACAAAUUUCGAGUCAUUGCAAUAAACAAUUAUGGAGAGAGCCGACGUAGCACUGUAUCCCGACCAUAUCAAGUAGCUGGUUAUAGCAGCCGCCUGCCAAAUCCCUUGAUUGUUGGUCCUCGUAUUGACCAGACUGAGGCAGUGACGGACACACAGAUUUUGCUAAAAUGGACAUACAUCCCUGAAAACAACAACAAUACGCCCAUCCAGGGAUUUUACAUCUACUACCGACCCACAGACAGUGACAAUGAUAGUGAUUACAAGAGGGACAUGGUUGAAGGAACAAAGCAACGUCAUUUAAUCAGUCAUCUGCAGCCGGAAACAUCUUAUGAUAUCAAAAUGCAGUGCUUCAAUGAACGUGGGGCCAGUGAUUACAGCAAUGUUAUGAUGUGUGAAACUAAAGCAAGAAGGGGCCCAGGGGCCUCAGAGUAUCCUGUGCUGGAUCUUAGUACUCCAUCUGUCCCUGAUCGCAGCUCAAGCCCGUCACAUUCACCAGCCAGAAGUGGAGACUUUUUGUAUGUCAUAGUUGGUUGUGUGCUUGGAGGAAUGGUACUCAUUCUUAUGGCAUUCAUUGCUAUGUGUCUUUUGAAGAAUCGGCAGCAGACUCUAAUGCAGAAGUUUGAACCUCCUGGUUAUCUAUACCAGGGAGCAGACCUAAAUGGACAAAUUAUUGAAUAUACCACAUUACCAGGAACAAGCCGUAUCAAUGGCAGUGUCCACACAGGUUUCAUGGGGAACGGGAAUCUUAAUAAUGGUUGCCCUCAUAUUCACCAUAAAGUUCAUAACAGAGCGAGCGGAGUAGGAAAUGGAGAAAUGUAUCCUGGAUGUAACAGCUCUUUGAAAGAAACAUACGUUGACUAUGAGCGUCUUCCACACCAUCUUUCAAAUGGUAGAGUUAUGUACACAGCAUUGCCACAAACUGAUCCUACUGAAUGCAUCAACUGCAGGAACUGCUGCAACAAUAACAGGUGCUUUACUAAACCCAAUGGAUCUUAUUGUGGUAAUGGUGUGGCUGUGAUGCCCGUGGGAAUGGCCCCUCAGCAGGAUGAAGGGGAAACAAAUCCGCUGAACCAUGUAAUGGUUCCUAUGUGCUUAACGUCUCCUGAUCAGAGAUUUAGUGAAGAAAUUGAGGAAGACCAUAAUGAAAAAGAAACACAGCUUUCAACAAAUUCUAUAUGCGUAGAAGAAGCCACUCAGACUGAGACAGAGCAACAGGAAGGAGAAGACUGCAACAAAACAGAGGGGGAUAGUUCUAUUCUGACAUGGGCCCCGCUUAUACUACCUGCUAUCUCAAAGGACUGUAAUGAAAAACACUCUUGGACUUCUACAGAUAAUACAUUAGACAAAUCUAAUGCUGACCAACCCCAGCUUCAAACACAAGAGGCAUAAUGAAAGACUGGAUUUGGGACAAUGGAGUUCAUGAUGUUGGAUUUGUAUCCAGCCUUGUUUUCAAAGUGCUUUUCACAGAGCCAGAACCUGUUUUCUUCAUUUGCCACACUUUGGGGCACAUUUACAAAUAUACGAAUCCGAAUCACGAAUGGGAAAAAAUCGUAUUGGAAACGAAAAUUUCGGAAGAUCGCAAAUAUCACGAAAAUGCUUAUGAAAAAAUCGUAUUAGUCACGAUAAUAUCGUAUUGGCGAUCCAAAAGUCAUGAAAUUUUCGUACCGAACAAUUGUAAUCAGCCUUAAAAUUUUUUCGUGCAAACUUCCGAAAAAGUCGUGCGCGGUCCGAAAAAGUCGUGCGGACGCCCAAAAAAAUCGGCAAAAAUACGCUCGGAGCAUUCGCAUGAACGCUCGAGUGUUCAUGCCUUUGUAAAUGUGCCCCUUUUAUGUAGUUGAUACAUGUAUUGCUCCGUUUAAGUCCCUUGCGCUACAGAAGAGUUCAUAACUUGGAGUCUAUACAAUGUAUUGGAGACCUUCAUAGAAUGGAUUGUACAGCACUAAUUCAUGAUGGGCUUUGUUAUUAGAUAACACUGCCACCCUCUAAGGGUUUGUUACAUGCUAGCAGACAACUCAGAUAGAUAAUAUAAGCAACAAUAGAGUAGGAAGCAGUGGACUGAAGCCAUUAUUUAUUUUUUAAAUAGCUUAAAGUUAUAGGAAGCGGUUCCACUAAAAUUCAGAUUUGUUUUUUCUUUUUAUAUUAUUUAUACCAUUUUUUUCUCUGUUUUCAUGGAUGGCGUCAAGCAGUAAAAUAUUUUUAGAAAGAUGUCUAUUUCUUUUAUUAAAAGGGGAUUUUUUUUCUCUACCAGAAAGUGUUAAUCAGCUUAUGCUUCACAUUCUUAUGCUCAUCUGGAAUCAGAUUUUAGAUAUUAGGUGCAAAUGUUAAUGUUACAAACACAAUGUAAUGUAAUGUACAAACACAAUGACAAUUUAAGCCAAUGGGGUGUAAUGUGCUUGCGCUGUGGUAAUUCUUGGCAACCAAUUUACUAGCAGACCAGUAAAUGCUACUUGUUAAUUGGUUGCAAGUGUUUACUAGACCUAGCACAAAUGUUGCAUUAGUUAUUGCCUUGCCCCCCCCCCCCCCCCCCCCCCCCCCCCCCAUAUUGCAGUGUGUAGAAACAUAGAACAUCCAUGCUGUAAGUUGUGCAUCUGGCCUGCAGUCAUUAUCUGUUUCAUUUCGGUUCAUGCUAAGUGAUAGUGUGAAUUGGUUUGGGCUGCCAGUGUUAAAAUGGACUUCUUUUAUUAGCACCUCAGCAAUGCAGUCUCAACUGACUUUCAUGUGGGUUUACUGAUUGCAACAUUUAAUGCUGGUUCCUUGGAAUUCAUUUGAAUUUCAUGAGCGGAUAAUUUGAUGCCAGUUUUAUACUGGUGACUGAAAUGAGCAUUUGAAAAAUAUAUGUUCCACAGGGCACAAUGUAAGCUGAAUUGAAUGUGUUUGUAUAUGUAUAUUGCUGGACACUUUUUGUAGUUAUAGGAAAAUCUAAUUUUUUUAUAAUUAGGGUUUAUCUAGUAUCUGUUUUUCUAUUAAAUAGGCAGUAUAAACUCAUUUCUCAUUAUCAGCACUGCAUAAUCCUUGUCUAUUUUCAAAGGUGUAGCAGCACCUGCUGUAUUGCUUGCCUCUUUGAAAUAAAGCUGACCAUACAUAGGUCUAAAUAAACUGCCUACCUGGCCCUUUUAGAUCAAGUACAUAGCUUACUGACUCAUGAACUGAAAAUGAUCCAGCAAGCUGCCCCUAUCAUGACCCGGGGGCCAAAAAAUCAGAUCACAAUAAUAUGGCUUGUUUGGCUAUCAUGCUACCAUAUUUGUAUAAAGACAAAUUUUCAAAGAAAGAAUGUUCGAUGGACACAGCAAGCUGUACCAUCAGACUUAACUGCCUAUUUAAUGAAAAAGAUAAGCUAUACUUAUAAAUACUUUUAUUUUUCCUUUAAACUAGCCAUGCUUCACUGGUCUGCAUCAUUUAUGGAAGAAACACAUAUGAAAAACAAUGCAAGGCCUGGAUUAUUAUUUGUGUUAAAUACACCCUCAUCCAUCAUGAUCAUUUAUUACAUUAUAGAUUGCUGUCUGCAACUUGUUCUAUGUAGGCUGGUUCUUUCUGUAAUUUAUUGACACUGUUAUAAGUGUUGUGUUUUCUUAUUCUAUUAUUAUUUAUAUGAGACAUUUAUAUUAGCCCAGCAGGCUUGUCAGAUUUGAUGUAUAGAGCCACCAGGUAGAAUUUUAGGCUAUUGCCAUGACAUGAAGUGAAUUACUGGGAGCUGAUGCAGAUGAAAAUAGCAAAUAUCUGUUAAACAUUUCAAAGAGAUGUUUUUAUUUGAAAAAAGUUCUAAUAGAACUCCUAAUGUCUAAUUUGUUGUGAGAACAUGUCAUUUUAAGAGGGCACCGCUCUAAGAAGUUUAGUGCCUGAAGGGUAGAUGGUGAUAUAUUUCAAGAGGAAAAUAUACUCCUUUAGAAGCGGCAUCUGUUUUCUAUUUAGUUGUGAUGAGUUGAAAGCAAAGUAUGGACCAUCACAAAUUUAAUGGGCAGAACAUUUCUUGUUUUCCGUUUCCUCUCAUAUAUAUUGUAUCAGUGAGAGCUGCCACAUUUUUGCAUUAGAGGAGGCCUGAUCCAAAGCCUGCAACCAAUAUGGCAGCACUUUUUCAAACAUUCAGGAUAAAGGAAUAUAUGGAGAGAAAGCAGUGCUGUGUUGUGUGUAUACAAUGUUCUGUGUGCCUAUUCUUUGCUGUCCAUUAACUGAAAGAUGGAAGGUAAUCAUUAUUUGUAAAUGAGAAUAUUUUAUUUGGACCAACAUGUUUCAACUAUAAGACUAAACAGAGAGAUUUUCAGACAUUAUGCUGUUCAUUGUUUUUAAACACUGUUUUUGCACGGAUACGAUUUUUAUCUUAAAGAAUAAGUGAACUUUUUUCCAGUCUCUAAACAUGCUCUUAAUAGUGCCCAGAAUAACACACCUUUCUCCCUGCAUUCCAACUUGUGUGGUUUCUACUUUACAAGCAGCUCAUUCAGCUACUCCCUGGUCUAGGAUGAAGCCCCACCCCCUUUUCUUUUCUUUGCUCUCCUUCCUUUUACUAUGAAGAUGGUCAAAGAGGUGUUUGCUGCACAUGACUCAUUGAUCUCUAUUGGAGUAAUGGCACAAGCAUGCCAAGUAGGCACCUAUUUGGCUGUCUUCACAGUUAAAGUGAGAAGGAGAGCUCAGAAAAAAGGGGAAGAGCUUCACUCGAAACUAGGAAGUAACUGAAAGAGUUGCAUUUGAGCUGCUUGUGCUAUAGAAACCACAUGGGACUGAAUGCAGAUAGAAAGGUACGUUAUUCUAGGGACUGUUUAGAGUUCUUUCUGGGGUUUUAAGCUACCCACUUAUCCUUAAUGUGACCCCUUGCGCUGACACUGCUAACCCUUGGCCUUAGAGCCACAUGGAGCAAAAGCAGCCUAGUAGACUACCUUGCAAGCAGAAAGCCCCUAUCUUUAUACAGAAGUGCCAAAUUAGAUUCACGUGGCCCUUCAUACAGAACAAAAUGUAAAUGAAUUCUGAUUUAUUUGAUGUAGCCUGAAUAAUCAUUACUGUGGUAUGACAGUACUCUAGGUUUGCGAAUUCAAGCACUAAAAUAUACUUAAACUGAAGGUCUAUGUAGAAUAACAUCUCUAAUAUUACAUUUAUUUUAACUCAAUCCAGUAUCACACCCCAAUAUGUAUUGCUUAUUUCACCACUAGAAAACCAGUUCCCAGUAAUUUGUGCUAUGCCAGCUUGCACAUCACUUCACCUGUAUAUAUCUGUGUGGUUACCAUUAGAACUCUUGCUGCGUGUAAUGUGCAUUAGUUUGCUCUGGCUUUAUCAUUGUUUCACACUAAUAAUCUUCACCUAAAUAUGUAUAUACUUACUCUCUAUGAACUGUAACCCAUUAACUUGUCAGAAACAAGCGUGUAUUAGUAUCUUAUUUACUUGUGAAAUUUCCCAGGGCAAAGCAUUAACUAGUGCAUGUUUUCAUUUGUCAUCAUAGAAAAUUGUACUUUAUUUUCCUAAGAAAAUAAAAAGUUGUAAUAUUCUUUUAUUGUACAGAAUUAUUAAAUGAUGUAGUAUUUUUUUAAGAUGUCAUUGUUGGCUAUUUUGUAAAAUAAUGUUAUUAAAGAGAAAUAUACCUAAUAUAAAA
Molecule: messenger RNA, 9089 nt
Organism: Xenopus tropicalis (tropical clawed frog)
Lineage: Eukaryota; Metazoa; Chordata; Amphibia; Anura; Pipidae
Gene: cdon
Product: cell adhesion associated, oncogene regulated
Exons: 20
Coding region: 1142-4903 (1253 amino acids)
Cellular component (GO): plasma membrane
Source: RefSeq, a predicted model, not a curated record